This is a messenger RNA of Uloborus diversus, 1094 nucleotides long. RefSeq names its product DNA repair protein XRCC2-like. The transcript has 3 exons. NCBI's taxonomy places the organism in Eukaryota, Metazoa, Arthropoda, Arachnida, Araneae, Uloboridae. Gene Ontology annotation, molecular function: four-way junction DNA binding. Gene Ontology annotation, cellular component: centrosome; replication fork; Rad51B-Rad51C-Rad51D-XRCC2 complex. The record is from RefSeq and is a predicted model, not a curated record. Gene Ontology annotation, biological process: double-strand break repair via homologous recombination; DNA strand invasion. The coding region runs from base 146 to 982 and encodes 278 amino acids.
UGGAAGUUGAAUGCAUUGUUGCGAAAUUAGUAGUUGUGAUUUAAUAGAAAUUCUCUAUCCGAAAUAGCUUUUAGAGCUUUUUAAAGCAAUAUUUUAUUUUUCGAUCUUUUAUAUUUCUUAUGAGAUCUUAGCGCUUGUUAGAAGUAUGUUAAACACUUGGAAAGAAACACGAAAGGAAACUGAGACCCCUACCCAACUGAUGUGCCGGUAUGGGACAACUGCUGUUCUUACAGUUUUAGAAACCAAUAUUUUUCCUUAUUUUUCUUGUCAAGAUGUUGUGGAAAUAACAGGGGCCCAAUCUACUGGGAAAUCAGAGUUAUUACAUCACUUUUUGGCUCGCUGUAUUUUGCCAUUUCAGUUUCAGUCACAUGAAAUUGGGGGCUUAGAUACUCCUGUCUUCUUCAUAUCUAAUGAAAGUAUGUUUGAUGCUGAGAGAUUAGUUAACAUAAUUGUAGAAAGGCUUGAUUUUUUGCAUACAAGUGAAGGCUUAUCUAAAGCUGAGCUCAGAGAUUUCGCUAUAAGCAGGUUAAAGCAUCAGUUUUGUUUUCAUUGCACCAGUAGUCAAGAGUUUGUAAGCGCUCUUAAAGUGUUAUGUUGCCAUAUUGCUGAGACAGAGAAGCGAUACAUGAUCAUGGUAGAUGAUAUAGCUGCAUUUCAUUUGUCAGAUAAGAAACGUAUUAAAAAGCAAGCAGCUUUUAUGUCACAUCUCCAAGAGGUAUCCAAAUCAUUUGAAGAGCUCUCACGUAAAUAUCGAUGUCCUAUCAUCGUUACUAGACGCCGACUUUAUAAGAAUCGUUCGGUUGAUAGAAUGGCUCAUGGGAUGAGCUGGCGAUUAUUAGUUACUUGGGAGCUUGAAUUGAGCAAGAAGUAUGUAAAUGAUGAAGGAACUUUUGUUGUUUUGUCAAACCUUGAAAGAAAAACCAAAAAGCUAUGCUGUAUUAAAGACAAUGGAUUCAACUUCUUAACAGACAUUAAUGGCUGAUUUCUGUUACGAAAAUUUUAUUCAAGAAGCGUAAAGCUUUCAAUUCAUUUGCAUAUAAUCAUUCAAAAGAUUCAUAUUUUAUCUAUGUUUAAGAAAAUGAGUGGCCGUGUAU